Molecule: messenger RNA, 2274 nt
Organism: Fibroporia radiculosa
Lineage: Eukaryota; Fungi; Basidiomycota; Agaricomycetes; Polyporales; Fibroporiaceae
Exons: 7
Coding region: 1-2274 (757 amino acids)
Biological process (GO): mRNA export from nucleus; regulation of DNA-templated transcription elongation
Cellular component (GO): THO complex part of transcription export complex
Source: RefSeq, a predicted model, not a curated record
AUGCAGGCACUCAAGACUACUUUGACGUCUGUCUUGGAAUCUUUGCCGCACUCACCUGACAAGCGAACGCUCGAUGAAGUUGUCGCUUCGACGUUAAAGCAAGGACAGACUUCGUUCCCAGCUGAAAUAGUGAGGAAUCAGUGGGAGUUUGUACUCAAAGACGAAAUUUUUACGUUCUCGACUAUCGAAGGACAAGCCCUGAGGAACCCGAACACAACAUACUAUGCCGAUCUCAGGAGCAGACUUGAUCUCGUAUUGACCUUCACCGAACACGGCAUCUGCGACCAGAGCUUCGUCUUCCAUGUGCUCUAUGACCUGCUUGAGACUCAGACCAUUGCGUCAUGUUCGCACAUAUUCUCUUGGAUCGAGGAGCGUAUGGACCGCUUGACUGUGGACAUGGUCCCACAGAAGGGCAAGGCGCUCAUACUCCUCCGUGCGCUCAAUGACCUGUUGCGGCGGCUGUCCAAGAUGGGGAACACAACAAUGUUCUGCGGACGGAUCCUUACGUUCUUGAGCAGGGUAUUUCCACUGGGCGAACGGAGCGGGGUGAAUCUGAGAGGUGGGUAUGGGCCUGUUUGGGAUGGGCCUGGCGUAAAGGGCAGUGAGGGCGACAUCAAGAUGCAGACUCGGGAAGAAGGCGGAGAGAAGAGUGCAGAGGGUGGUGAGGAGGACAAGAUGGAAGUGGACGGAGUACAGGUAGAGGAGCAGGAAAAUCGGGAAGCUAAAAAGAACCAACAGAAGGCAGAUUUCUACGAUACAUUCUGGUCUUUACAGUUGCCUUUCUCCCGUCCCCCCUUAUUCUCAGAACCGGGCACAUUUGUUCAAUUCAAAGAAGCUGUGAACAAGAUUCUUCCUGUCAUCAAGGAAGCCACCACGAAAGACCGUGCGUUGAUGGGUAGCAAAUCGCUUGUUGGGAAUGCAGGAGGGCCAUCUCUUAAGCGCAAGCGAGACUCGGAAGGUGCUGAAGACAACACUGGCAAAGAAUAUUUCUUUGCCAAGUAUCUCACUAGUCCUGAGCUACUGGACCUUGAGAUUGCGGACACGCAUUUUCGACGACAGUUCUUGUUCCAGUUACUCAUUCUCCUCAACCAUUUACUCACAUUCACAAAGACCGUCAAAGCGACGUGGUCGACUCCACGGAAUCGUUCGCUGCAAAUAGAUUUCACCCUAGAGGCGGAGGAUGCACAGUGGGUGCAGGACAUUGUCGCGAAAGCAACCGAGGAAUUGCGGCAAACCGCACCAAGUGGACGUGCAUUCGCAGAGACAGUGCAGAUCAUCCUCGAACGUGAGAAGAAUUGGGUCAAAUGGAAGAAUGAGCUGUGCUCGCCUUUUGAUAAGAACUCCUGGGCGGAAGAGGUUGAAGGAGUAGAAGGACAGAAAAGAAGGGUUGGUCUUGAGGAGGCAACGAGGGAGGCGAGGAAGAAGAUGCGCCUGGAACCCGAGCCAUGGCCACAUUCCUUGGUUGAGUAUCCGAUUUUGUCCCCCCUUCUUACCUUCCGUCGCGAGGAUAUGGAUUUACAGUUUCUCAGGCCUGGGGACGUCAAGGAUUUCGUGAGAAAGGUUAAACAAGAAGAUAUGCGUAUUGACAUGCGGAGAAGCCAAUUGAUUAAGGCCGCUCAGAGGAUUGCGCAGGCACGCAAGGCUGCAGCACCGAAAGAAGAAACACCUUCGCCGUCGAAAGAAGCAGUUUCGGUACCUUCAAUAUCGCAGGAGCCAUCCGCGCAGCCUUCAACAACUCGUAUGGCUUCGUCAAACUCAGCUCCCUUACACCCGUCUUUGCCUGCCAAGCCUGGAACAGCACCGCCUACCUCUACGUCGCUGGAUAGUGUUCCUCAGGUCCCUGUACGCGCUUCGACACCGAUAAUAGCACCGGCACCACUGGUGGAAGCUGCACCUACUCUUCCCCCAGAUAACAUUAUUUCUGGAUAUGAGGAGAAUAAGCAACGAUGGUCGUGGCUCGCUUUACGGACCGCUCGCGACCAAUACUUGCAACAUUUUGGCAAGAUUGGCACGGGAGACGUUACUCUUCUUGCGCAGGAGAUCGAGAAGGAGAAGAAGGAGCGAGAGCGGGCCGCGGUCAGUGAGGAGCCGGGAGCGGGGAAUGGUACAACCCUUGUUGCGGGGACAACAGGGGCCGGAGAGGAGCGAGGCGCAAGUCCAAUGGCUGCACCAGGCGGGAACAGCGAAAAAGUCACGCCGAGGCUUGAAGAGAGUCCGAACGGUAGUGCGCAACCGAAGGAUCCGGAGGGCGAUGUGAAAAUGGAGGAACGAUGA